This is a messenger RNA of Cheilinus undulatus (humphead wrasse), 7994 nucleotides long. RefSeq names its product netrin 1b (gene ntn1b). The record is from RefSeq and is a predicted model, not a curated record. The transcript is spliced from 7 exons. The coding region runs from base 261 to 2069 and encodes 602 amino acids. Gene Ontology annotation, molecular function: protein binding. Lineage: Eukaryota; Metazoa; Chordata; Actinopteri; Labriformes; Labridae.
UGUGACUGAGUGGACACACAGGCUGCAGGGCUUCUGACAUUUCACUUUUUCAUUUUAAGGACAAAGUCUGAAGAAGUGUAGGGGGAGUUUUACAUGCGUUAAAGGGAGUUUUGUUGUGCGUAAAAAGGAGUUUUUCGUGCGUAAAAAGGAGUUUGUUGUCUAAUUUCACAGGAAUUCUGUUUUAUUCGGAGCGGUUUAUUUGGACGCUGUGAGCUGGGUGGAGUUUUCUUUGCAUCCUGGACAGUCCCUGCAGAGCUCGGAUGACCACGCAGAGGAUGGUGGGGCUUUGGGUCACCGUGCUGAUGGUGUCGGCUCUGACCGAGGGGGUCUUUGGGGGAUACGGGCUCAGCAUGUUCGCGGCUCAGUCCUCCCCUCCAGACCCGUGUUACGACGAAAACGGCAACCCUCGCAGAUGCAUCCCAGACUUCGUGAACUCUGCUUUUGGGAAGGACGUGCGCGUUUCCAGCACAUGCGGCAGCCCCGCGGCCAGGUACUGCGUGGUGACCGAGAAGGGAGAGGACCGGAGCCGGGACUGUCACACAUGUGAUGCUGGGGAUCCAAAGAAGUCUCAUCCUCCCGCGUAUUUAACGGACCUGAACAACCCGCACAACCUCACGUGCUGGCAGUCAGAGACCUACAUGCAGUACCCACAGAAUGUCACGCUCACUUUGUCUUUAGGGAAGAAGUUUGAGGUGACCUACGUGAGCCUGCAGUUCUGCUCACCCAGACCAGAAUCCAUGGCGAUCCUGAAGUCCAUGGACUACGGCAAGUCGUGGGUGCCCUUUCAGUUUUACUCCACGCAGUGUAAGAAGAUGUACAACCGCCAGAACAAAGCCGUGAUCACCAAACAGAACGAGCAGGAGGCGAUCUGCACGGACUCCCACACCGACAUGCACCCGCUGAGCGGCGGGCUCAUCGCCUUCAGCACCCUGGACGGGAGACCCUCCGCGCACGACUUCGACAACUCCCCGGUGCUGCAGGACUGGGUGACGGCCACCGACAUCAAGGUGAUCUUCAGCCGGCUGCACACCUUCGGAGACGAGAACGAGGACGACUCGGAGCUGGCCAGAGACUCGUACUAUUACGCGGUGUCGGACCUGCAGGUCGGGGGUCGCUGCAAGUGUAACGGACACGCGUCAAAGUGCGUCAAAGACCGAGAGGGGAACCUGGUCUGUGAGUGCAAACACAACACGGCGGGACCGGAGUGCGACAGGUGCAAACCUUUCCACUAUGACAGACCGUGGCAGCGCGCCACGGCACGAGAGGCCAACGAGUGUGUCGCAUGCCACUGUAACCUACAUGCCCGGCGCUGUCGUUUCAACAUGGAGCUGUACAAGCUGUCGGGCCGGAGGAGCGGUGGCGUCUGCCUCAACUGUCGUCACAACACAGCUGGACGCCACUGUCACUACUGCAAGGAGGGUUACUACAGAGACAUGACCAAGUCCAUCUCUCACCGCAGGGCGUGCAAAGCAUGUGAUUGCCAUCCAGUCGGAGCAGCAGGGAAGACAUGUAACCAGACAACAGGCCAAUGCCCCUGCAAGGACGGAGUGACUGGAAUCACAUGCAACCGCUGUGCCAAAGGAUACCAGCAGAGCCGCUCUCCAAUCGCCCCCUGCAUCAAGAUUCCAGUUGCUUCUCCGACAGCCACCUACAGCAGCUAUGAGGAGCCAUCAGAUUGUGAAUCUCACUGCAAAGCCUCCAAGGGAAAGAUGAAGAUCACCAUGAAGAAAUACUGUAAAAAAGAUUACGCGGUCCAAGUCCACGUUCUAAAAGGAGACAAGGCUGGCGAGUGGUGGAAGUUCACUGUCAACAUCAUAUCAGUCUACAAACAAGGUGAACAUCGCAUCCGCCGCGGGGACCAGUUGCUGUGGGUUCGUGCUAAAGACGUGGCGUGCAAAUGCCCGAAGAUCAAGCCUGGGAGGAAGUACCUCCUCCUGGGCACGGACGACGAUUCCCCCGGACAGAGUGGCGUGGUAGCAGACAAGGGAAGCCUGCUCAUCCCCUGGAAGGACCUGUGGGGCCGCCGGCUGAGGAAGUUUCAACAGCGUGACAAGAGGGGGAAGUGCUAAAAGCGGCUGGAGAGGAGGGAGAGAUUGACGGAGAGGUGGAGGCAAAAAUAGCGUCUCCACCGGGAUGAAUGCACGAAGGAGGAGAGGAUGAUGAAAAUAAACUGGAGAGUAUAACAUAGAGAGACACAGGAGAAUAUUAGGAGGGAUGGAGAAGGACUGAGUGCUGCUGCUCGGAGUCGGAGCGAAGAGUUUAGUCUUUUUUUUUUUUUAGGAACUUUUGUGAAGGAGCUCAUUCCACAGUUGUUUGUCUUCAAGGUUUGUUUUUGUUUAAUUGCAGAGUUUGCACCUAAUGUUACAGAAAUGUCAUAUCCUGACUCUGUUACCCAUGAUGCCUUUAUGUUUUACAGUCCCACUGCCAUGUUUAGUUGUUUUAAAGAGCAAUGAGUCUACCUUUUAUCCCACAGUGCUGUGUUAAGCUUGUUCAAUAAAGAGACACUGCAUGGCACUUGACAUAGCAGCCAUUUUUCUCUGACAUCAUGCUCAAGGCAGGAAGCUCAGAUUUAGUAAUUUCAACAUAUUGCUGUGAGCCAGCAAGUAUGUCUGCAGGACAGCGGCCAUUCUGGAUGAAAAGACAAAUGGUUAGAUCAGGGUAAUAAAUCGAUCUUACUGAUCAACUGUGUAGUCGCUCCAUCUUGGCUUUGCACAGUUUAGUACAAGUGAACUGGUGGGAAACCCCUCGUCUGAGUGAGAAACAUUUGAGUCAUUUUUGCUCCAGUUCGCUUUAUUCUCUCUCUCCUCACUCACAUCAAAACACACAUUUUAGAGCAGGUGUGCAUGGACUGUGUGGCAUUUUUUAAGUGGCAAGGCCUCAUCGUCCAGCCCUACAAGUGAUGCUUCUAUAACAGUGGUUGGAUCUGUCCACCAGUCUAUAUGAACAGUCACUUUAUCACUCUGCUGCUUUUUCCCAUUUAUCUUUUCCAAUCUCAUAAAAGUUGUCAGCUGUGGGGGAAGCUCUCACUCUGCCAUCAGCUCACUGAAGUCGUCUUUUUCUAAGAAAGUUAAAGACAGUACAUCUCUACCAGUUUCCUUAUAAGCAGGCUAAUCUUCUCCACUUUGGUACCAUCACAAUAUUGGCAAACAGGGCUUGCAAAUACUGUGAUAAUACAAUAAUGAUAUGAUUUUUCCUGCAGUUAAACUGCUGGUUUCUCCUCUAGUUUUAAACUCAUUUGUUUAAACAUCAAACGAGUAUUUUUAGAUGUGGGUUAAAAACCACAUACAGGCAUUAUAGGGCCGGUUCAUCUGAAAAUUAGGAGUAGUUUGUAUCUUGACCACCUUAGACCACUUAAAACCUGGUCUAAAGUCCUUUUUGUAUUUGAGUUCAGUGACCCAGUGAAAGAGAAGAGAUAGCUGAAGUUCAGACUGUUUAAGAAUAAUACCUAAAACCUGCACCAGCCUGAAGGUGCACACCAGGGCUGGGCAAUUAAUCGCGAGUAAGAUCAAAUCGCAAUACGGCCUGCUGUAAUUUACAAAUCGCAGAAGUUGAAGUAUUUCUUGAACUUGAAAUAUGUCAAAAUAACAGUUUAAUGCAUUCAUUUUUGCUGCAGCAGCAGCAGCUUCACAAGCUUAACCUCCUCCAACCCAGCCACCUCCUUUAUAGCUUAAAGCAGUGGUUCCCAACCUUUUUUCCUUUGAGCCCCCCCACUUGUAUCUAAGAAAACCCAAGCCCCCCCUUGGACUGACACAAAAAAUAGUGAGACAUUUUGGCCAAUUUUAACAAAAUUUUUACUUAUUUUUUGUGUAAAUCCAAACAAAGUAGCCUUCGUAUGACUUAUUCACAAAUGUUUUACCAUGAGUUUUAUUAAUAUGUGCAAAUCUAGUUUAACAACCUCCAGGCAGACAAAGCCUCUCGCCCCCCCUAAGAUCUCUGGCGCCCCCUUUAGGGUGGCCCCAGGUUGGGAACCAAGGGCUUAAAGCUUAUUGCAUCCUCAUAUUCAGAUUCAUGCGACUAUGAAUUAAUUGCUUCGGAAAUAAUUUCAUUUUUGUCAAAACACAUUGUCAUGUACGUAUCCAUCCAUAUGGGGGUUUCUAGUCAUGUGCUCCCUGGAAAGUCAGAGCAUGCUGCUUUACUGACCCAGGAAGGGGCAGAACCUUCUCUACCAAGUAAAACUGUGGGCUAUAUCCAUUUUGCAACAAGCUGGUAAAAUGUAUGAUGAGUGCUCCUGACUGAAUUUAGGUUAUACUAUUGAUUUAUUGCUUGAAUUUGUUGAAAAAUGCACAAGUUGAGUAACCUAAUAAUAAUCGCAUGUUAAAUCACAAUCAUAAUGACAGGGAAAAAAUUGCAGCUAGAUUAUUUUUGCAAAUCGCUCAGCCUUAAUGCACACUGCUCUUAAAGGGAGAUGAUGCUCUAAUUGGUUUGAGCCAUGUUAUGAUCAAGAUAUUAAUUUAUAGUCAAAGCUCACACUUAGGGCUUUCAACAACUUACUUUUUAAUCCUGCUUGAUCUCAAAAUUCCUAGAGGUAAUCAGGAUUGCAUUGUGAGCCUCCACUGUUUUGCAAUUUAAAAUAUUUUUUUUUCAUUCUGGAUUUUUGUGUUGGGUGACUGACUUCCUGUUUGUUUCCUGGAUAGAAUCCGGCUUUAAUUUUUAAAGGCAAUGAGGAACGUUGGAUAGAUCAAAGAGUUUGCAUCAUUGCUUACAGCUUUACACAUAAUACAUUCUCUUACUGCUUGUUGCCUGGCUUUGCGCAGGGAUUUUGCACUUAAAAAGGAAAAUGUCGACGAACAUGCUCCAAAUCAGUUAGCGCCACCUACGUAAGGCAAUGUGCUUUAUGUCAAUAAAGAAUCAGAAUAAAAGUAUGACAUUUUACUUUUUCUCGCCUGGGCAGCCACUGCAAACUACAAAAAUAUGAAGCCUCUAUUGAUCGUUGUCUUUUCCCCAGUGAUAUGACUUGUACACAGCUUAUGCUUUGAGCAUGAUGUUGAAGGAAAAGGCUGCUGUGUGAAUAUGGUGCCUGAGGAGCAUCAACAUGUCUGAUAAAAUGCUUAUAUUGCCUCUUCUAAGAUGCCAGAUUUACUUUUCCAACAGCUGAAAGAAUAAACUAUGAAAUUAUUCCUACAUUUAAAAAUAUAUAAUGGGUGCAAUUCUGUCCCUGAGCUCCUGGCUCAUAUCUAAGUGUUACCUCAGUGAAAAAUCAUUUGUAUAAUGAUCAUAUUUCAUGCUAGCAGUAAGUGUUUGCUCAGCGCUUAUCGAUGUAUCAACAGUAUGUUGUGGUUGUGACCUCUGCAAUGUAAAGUAACCAUACGUGCAUACAUAGACAUUAUUUUUCUGUAGAUAAUGAGAGUAGAGUAGAAAUGUCAACCAUGCACUUAUUUUUACUAGUCUGGACUUCUAGAACAUAUGAGAUAUGUUCACGUUUUAGAGUGGCAUCCAAAAAAAGAAAGAAGAUUCCAUAACUGCACCACGAUGCAAAAAAACAAACUGUACAGUUUGAAUCGUUUCUGCCUCACUGAUGUCUGUUCUUUCAGAUUUUAUUACAGCUACGGAUACGUCAGAGUUUAUUUUGUAAUAAAGGACUAAAUUGAAGAUGGAUGUCAGAGUGAGAGAACUGAAAAAAAUAAACCAUCUCACCUCAGUAAAAAAGGAAAAAGAUCAACCUAUCAAGAGUCGUCAUACCACUGACACGAUGCAUGCUCACUACUUACUGUAGCUGACUGAUAGCUAACAAUGAUUGUGAAUUAUGUACACAUUUAAUUUGUACACAGUAUUCAGUGUUGUGGGAAAAUAACCUGUGGAGUGAUAUAAUAUCACAUGUUUGUUGUACAGUGCAUUCAGCACGCCAUGCCAAUGUUUGUCACCUCAAAGCGCCGUUUUGAGGACCAAGAUAAAGACUUGGUACACGACAAACAGACCGAUUGUCUACAUGUUAUAUAGCUGUAUAGUAUUACUUUUUUUAUUUUGUGUUAAACAUUAACUAGAGCUAUCUCCAUGUGAACUAAACCAGAGUUUUAAAUGCUAGAGGCUUAAUAAAUGGAAAACAAAUAAAUGAACGUCAGAGAAAAGAGACUAUAAAUCUGACCUACACUAAAUCAAACACAAACAUAUAAACACAAGAGGAAACCUCAGUAAUCUGUGCAUCACACUGUAAUUCUUUAAGGGAGGUUUCACAUCAGGGGUCUGGGUCUGGAUCUGAGCACACUUGACCUCAAAGACUGGUUCAUUUGACCAAACGGAGUGAAGAGGUGGUCUGUGGCUUUGGUUCUCAGCUGGUGGAUGGGGGUCUUAAUGGAGGGUGCAUGCCAUUUUCAGUGGGUCACAGUUGUGUGCUUGGAAAAAAAUUUGGCAAAACUGCAACUUUAAUCAAGAUAACAAUAAUAAGUAUGUGUUUACUAUGCCGAGUUACAGAAAUACUAGUGUGCUUCUUGUCUGAUAAGAUGCUAGGUUAAAGGUUUUCCUUAGAUGCCAUAUUUUUGCCCUCUAAAUUUAAUAAUCCUCUGGGGGCCAGAUGGGAAGCUGUGAGGGGCCUGAUGUGGCCCCCAGGCCUCCAGUUGACUAUCACUGGUCUAGGGCAUGAUUCCUGUCUAUUUGAGUUCAACUGGAGGAAACAGAAAGCUCCAGAAACACACAGUCAGGGGACUAUCCUGAUGACCCCAGUUGGUCUAAUUAAGCUGUUCUCUAAACUACAAGAGUUGCUGGAGCUUCCUGUUUCCUUUCUUCAUCCUCCAUGCACCUUAGAAGUUGUUGAGGUUGUGCCAGAUGUUCCCUUUAAACUAAUUUUGCAAUUGCAUUUAAUUUCCAGUCAAGCAUAAAAUAGAAUUGUGUCUAGUUGAGUAGUCUACAGUAAAGAAAUCACCCAGAAGAUUGUCAAAACUGAACACUGUUUAUUUAUGUGGAUUGGGUCACAGCAGCAGUGGGUCAACAGCAUGAAGUCUGUUUGCAGAAUGUGGCCAAGAUUAGCAGUGCCGGCAAUGCCGGCCAAUGCUCUUUGCAGGUUAGCAUCCACAUUCGUGUGCUGCAUGUCAUCACUGGCUCAGUUAAAUGUAAAUACAACCUGACACAGUCUCUGUUACUAGGAUCAGACAGUGCUAAACUGUGCUGCCUUCACAAGAUGCUAUCAGUUCUAUCAGUGCAUCAUUGUUUACAUGUGGCAGCAUGGCAGUAGCCUUUAACUAAAGCAGCCACUAGUGGUGGCAGAAAUAGUAGGACAGUCGUCUGUUCUGGUGCUAACAAUGAAUCUGAUUUAAUGGUUAAACUGGCUAAUCAUACGCAUCCCUGUCCUAAAUGUUCACUGACUCCUAAAAAACAACGUACAAGUGCAGCAUGGCCCUCUUCUGCUCUCUGUACUGCAUGUUAGAUGUGGCGGUAAAAAGAGGGUCAUUGUUGACACCUUUAAAAUGAUAAAAACCUCCACAGCAGCAGAUGGACUCCACUGUCUGCACCUACUACAACCUAAUGCCAGCCAGUUGAUCCCAUGGGUGGCUGCUUCUUCCUUCUUCUUCUUGGUGGAUUUGCAAACUAAGUGCAUACCCCCACCUACUGAAUCAAACUAUACAAAGACAAGUGUGCUCAUUACUAAUGUGAAACCAGAAGGCCGUGGAAGGCAGAAUGGGGUAACAAUUGUGCUUGGGCAUGGCAGCAAACAAUCGUGCCUGAUGUGAAAACGCCCUAACCCUUACAAAGUUUCAGUCCAGACAUACUUCAUCAGGUUGUGCAGGCGUUUGCAGAAAGGUACUCCUGCUCUCAUAAAUACCACAUCUGAAUAAUUCUGUUUAUGCAUCAGCUUGUAAAUGUUGUUCAGCAGUGUCCAUAGCAAAAGAAGGUUGUGUAAUGUCUUGUAAUACUAAUAUAUUAUGUUUAUCACAAAUGAAUAUAUUUAAUGACACAUGAAUCAAUGUGGCUUAUGUGGUUUUUAUUUUUUGAUCUUUUAUUUUUUACUUUUUUUGCAUUGAAUUGUAGAUGGCUGUAAUGAAAAGUGUUGAUCUGUGUUUGGU